AUGUUGCGAUCAUCGCUCCGGUCAGCGAGGGCCUUGAGGGGCGCGCCCGCUGCGGCUGCUGCUGGGCGUCAAUGGCCUGUUGCACCGUCGCGACGAGCUGGCUUGCUCGGAGCGAGAUGGCACGCAGACGAUAAGAAACCGAGCUCCGGCAACGUGCCCAAACCUCCCGUCUUACCAGCUUCCGAAACUCUGAGCUCCGAGCAGAGCCCUCCUCCAUCCGCUGAUGAAAUUGCCAAGUCAAGACUGGCCGAAAUCAGGGAAGCUCCAUUGACGCCGCCGCCGCCGCCGCCGCCGCCCCCCCCUCCUGUGUCUGCAACCAGGAACUUUGCGCCGCAACCGUCCGCCCCCAGGCCAAGGAAAAAGACCUUUUUUCAACGCUUAAGGAGCUUCGUCUUCACCUUGAUGGUGCUUGGCGCCGUUGGCUUCGCCGGGGGCGUGUGGUACUCUCGAAUCAAUGACAACUUUCACGACUUCUUCACAGAAUACAUUCCUUUCGGAGAGCAGGCUGUGCUGUACCUGGAGGAACUCGAGUUCAAGAAGAAGUACCCCAAUCUUAUUGUCGGCCACGAGUCCCGACCCAAAGAGACUGGCGCCCAGGUCAAGAUUCCAGCCCACAGCGGUGCCUCGUGGAGAGUAGCCGAUGUCAACGAGCCUUCUUCCGGUCGCCGCUCCAGCGCCUCCCCCGGCAGCAACAAAUCAGACGUGAAGUUGGCCGAAAAGAAGGACGUCGCCGACAAGGUCGCGGCCGAUCCGACUGCUGCAUCAAGCGUUGCCGCCGAAAAGGCAACCCCCCCCGCUGCAUCUGAGCAGCCGGCUUCUCCCGGCAAAGGUUUCAAAGCUCCCGAGGUCAAUGAACCUUCCAGGUUUCCUCCCAUCGAGCCCAUCGACCUGAUGAAGCUCCCCGACGCCAAGGACCCCAUCGUGCGAGACCUUGUGCACAUGCUCAACGACCUGAUUCUUGUUGUCAAUGCCGACGGUGCUCACGGACGCUACUCCACCACCAUAGCCAAGGCCAAGAACGAAAUAACCAGGAUCGGCAACCGUCUCCAGGAUAUGAAGAGUGCGGUAGAAAAGAAGGCCGCUGGCCAGGUCAAGUCCUCCGUGGAGGAGUUUGACAAGGCCGCCACGGAACUCGUCAAGCGAGUUGAGAACACCAUGCUGGCCCAGGAGAUGGAAUGGCGGCGCGAAUUCGAGGAAGAGAUGAAGUCGGUGCGCAGCAGCUACGACGAGCGGGUGAAGCUCUUGUUGGAGCGGGAGAAGAAGCUCAACGAGGAGAAGCUGCAGACCCGGCUGCUGGAGCAGGCUUUGGCCCUCAAGAGGGAGUUUGUGCAGGAGGUCAGGGAGCGCGUGGAGAAGGAGCGCGAGGGCCGCCUCGGCAAGCUGUCUGAGCUGACAUCUGCUGUCUCCGACCUGGAGAAGCUCACCGUCGGCUGGAACGACGUUGUAGAUGGCAAUCUCAGGACGCAGCAGCUCCACGUUGCCGUCGAGGCGGUCCGCGCCAGCCUGGAAAACGCCACUCAGCCCAAGCCCUUUGUUCGCGAGUUGGUGGCGCUCAAGGAGAUUGCCAGCGAGGAUCCCGUGGUUGACGCUGCCAUUGCAUCGCUGAACCCUUGGACCUACCAGCGCGGAGUCUCGUCGCCAUCGCAGCUCAUUGACCGGUUCCGCCGCGUCGCCGCCGAAGUCAGGAAAGCGUCUCUGCUGCCUGACGAUGCCGGUGUUGCCAGCCACGCCACCAGCUGGAUCCUGAGCCACGUCAUGUUCAAGAAGGAGGGGCUUGCCGAGGGCGACGAUGUGGAGAGCAUCUUGACGCGCACGCAAACCUACCUGGAGGAGGGUGAUUUGGAUUCAGCAGCACGAGAGAUGAACGGCCUGCAGGGAUGGGCCAAGACACUCAGCAAAGACUGGAUCGGCGAGGUUCGCAAGGUGCUGGAGGUGCAGCAAGCUCUUGACGUGAUUGCGACCGAGGCAAGACUCCAAAGCUUGAGGGUUGACUAA
Molecule: messenger RNA, 1995 nt
Organism: Ustilaginoidea virens
Lineage: Eukaryota; Fungi; Ascomycota; Sordariomycetes; Hypocreales; Clavicipitaceae
Exons: 3
Coding region: 1-1995 (664 amino acids)
Biological process (GO): cristae formation
Cellular component (GO): MICOS complex
Source: RefSeq, a predicted model, not a curated record